GAUGAUGGACAGGACGGGGUUGAAAUUCCCCACAUUUACCGAGCUGUCAGAUUUGGUGGUGGUGGAAAACGUCACUGCUCUAGUACGCCAAGACUUUUAUCCCUCCUCCAACUCGGCUUAGUCACAAGUAUCAACCAGAGAAGGAUGAAAGUUACCGACAACCUUCAACUGUAUAUUUCAUAAAAUCCAGAUUGUCAUUUAAUAACUGGGACUCUACGUGCCUUGUCUAGGUAUUCUUGAAAGAGCCUAGGAAUUACGUCGAUUUUUAGGACUGAUGACCACUCCGGAUCUCUGUAUCUUUUGGGUAUUGCCUCACACCGGAGACAAGCCAGAUGGGCGACUCGAGCUCUGCUCCAGAUAGCGAACCGCUAGACCCAAACCCCGCGGGGAAGCUCCCUGAGGUGAUCAGCAUCGUUAACAAUGGGGACCUAAUCCUAGAUGUGAUUUUCGAAAACUCCAAAGACACGAUUCGGUCUACGCGGGUUGCCCAAUCGAAACUACCAAGUCUGGAACCGCAGCUCGCGCCGAAGAAGAAGGCUCGUUUAGCUUUUCGCGUUAACCUUCAAGUACUCAAAAGCCAGUCGAAGUACUUUGAAAGGCUUCUUACCGAUAGCCGCUUCAAAGAGGCGAAGGACAUAUCCACCGCUUUCGCCUCGCUUAAGUUGAAAAAUAUUAAGCCCGAAACUGCUGAGGUUAAUGAGCUCCCCUGGAUCGAAAUCCGUGACGAUGAUCAAGCCACGCAAUACGCACAUCGUGAAGGCGCGUUAUCCGACCUUCUGCGAAUUCUCCAUGGCAAGGAAGUAGCCACAAAACAGAUCACGAUGUCGUUUGUGACUACGCUGGCUGUCCUAGCCGAUCGUUUCGACUGUGCGCCUGCAGUAUCGAAAUGUCUCGUUGGUGGCUUGAAGUUUAAGUGGCCCGUGACUAAUCGCAAACCUCUGAAAGAUGAGGUUUCUGUCAUGAGCCGUAAUAAUGAAGAUAUCCUGCGCCAGAAGAUUCUUGUAUCAUGGCUAUUAGGUCAACCCGCUAGGCUCCAAGCCGCUACAAAGGAGAUUGUUAUGAAUGGCUCUUGCCGAUGGAGCCCUUUUGCUGAGGAUGAUGGGGCCUCGGAUGCUACGUGGUGGUAUUUACAGGAUGGCCUUGAGCAAGAGCUGCAGUAUCGGCGACAGUGUAUCUUGAACACGAUAGCCUCGAUUCAGAGGCAUUUCCUCAAGUUAUAUACGUCACGUACGCGCCAAUGCAAACUAGGUUACGAUUCAAGUGCCGCCUGUGACUCGUAUCAGCUGGGCGAGAUGUUCAAGUUCCUCACGAACAAAAAUCUUUUGUUCCUUGUUGAUUUUUCACCCGGGUCUCUCGAUUCUAUCGCGGAUACUUCACUGCUACAAAUCGAGACCGUCAUCUCCACCCUAAGACAGUGCCCGAGCUAUCAGAUAGACAAGAACCACACCAACUGCGGGCUUCGAACAAGGAUUCUAUCUAUACUAGACUUCAUACAAGGUCUACUAUCAGCUACUUCCAUUCCAAUCAACAGAAAUCUUUGGAAGGCCAAUCGUCAGUCGGUUGCGUGGUUACCUCCUGAGGGCGAGGCCAAGAAACCGGUUGAAACAGAGCCGUUCCGCUUCACACGGUCACUAGCAGGGGACCAGCGGCUCCGUUUCGAGAAUGCAUUGGGUGCGGAAAAGUUUGCCAAGGACGUCUUCACAGCAUCAAGUUGGGAUUGGACAGCGGAAGACCAAGUACAAGACCUUCCGUCCACAACUCCACGGUGGAGCUUGAAGUAAGCUGGAAGAUGUCGCAAGGUAUUAAAGAUGAAGGAGUAUGAAGGAAAGAUAUUAGAAUAGGUUCGAAAGGUUCGAAAGGUUCUCUCGUACCUCACCAUAGGAUCAGCAGUAAAGUCUAUCAUCCCACCGACCACCAUUGUAGAAAGGACUUGGAUUGAUGUCUGUACCCAAAUAUAUGGUUGCAAGGUAUAUCAAGAUUUCCCAGGUACCGGUUCAACUAUGCGUGAAGUCUAUCUCGAGA
This is a messenger RNA of Annulohypoxylon truncatum, 2022 nucleotides long. RefSeq lists its product as uncharacterized. The transcript has 2 exons. Bases 333 to 1781 code for a protein of 482 amino acids. The record is from RefSeq and is a predicted model, not a curated record. NCBI's taxonomy places the organism in Eukaryota, Fungi, Ascomycota, Sordariomycetes, Xylariales, Hypoxylaceae.